GCGGAGGGAGGUUCCGGGAGGGCCACCCGGGCGGGGUUGGGUGGCGGGGAGGCCACCCGGGGGUCCCGAGGCGGGCGCCCGCUCGAGGUGGGGGCGGCGCCAGCUCCCGCCCCGCCCCGCCCGCCGGCGCCGCGGCCCCUUUAAACCGCCGCCCGCGCCCCCGCCCGCCGCCGCCUCCAUUUUCAGGCCGCCGCCGCGCUGCCCGGCCGGACAUGGCCGCCAACAUGUACCGGGUCGGAGACUACGUCUACUUUGAGAACUCUUCCAGCAACCCCUAUCUGAUCCGCAGGAUUGAGGAGCUCAACAAGACGGCGAACGGGAACGUGGAGGCCAAGGUGGUCUGCUUCUACCGUCGGCGGGACAUCUCCAGCAGCCUCAUCGCACUGGCCGACAAGCACGCCACCCUGUCUGUCUGCUACCAGAGUGGGGCUGACAACGGAGAGGAAGGGGAGAUGGAGGAGGAGCUGGAGAACCCUGAGGUAGUGGAUUUGCCUGAGAAGCUCAAGCACCAGUUGCGGCACCGAGAGCUGUUCCUGUCUCGGCAGCUGGAAUCCCUCCCCGCCACCCACAUCAGGGGCAAGUGUAGUGUGACCCUGCUCAACGAGACUGAAUCACUCAAGUCAUAUCUGGAGCGUGAGGACUUCUUCUUCUACUCUCUGGUGUAUGACCCACAGCAGAAGACCCUGUUGGCUGACAAGGGUGAGAUCCGAGUGGGCAGCCGGUACCAGGCAGAUAUCACCGACCUGCUGAAGGAGGGUGAGGAAGAUGGGCGUGACCAGGCCAGGUUGGAGACCAAGGUGUGGGAAGCCCACAACCCACUGGUGGACAAGCAGAUUGACCAGUUCCUGGUGGUGGCCCGGUCUGUGGGCACCUUUGCGCGUGCCCUGGACUGCAGCAGCUCCGUCCGCCAGCCCAGCCUGCACAUGAGCGCCGCAGCCGCCUCCCGGGACAUCACCCUGUUCCACGCAAUGGACACACUGCACAGGAGCGUGUACGACGUGGCCAAGGCCAUCUCAGCACUGGUGCCGCAGGGCGGUCCUGUGCUCUGCCGCGAUGAGAUGGAGGAGUGGUCGGCCUCUGAGGCCAGCCUGUUUGAGGAGGCGCUGGAGAAGUAUGGCAAGGACUUCACAGACAUCCAGCAGGACUUCCUGCCCUGGAAGUCGCUGACCAGCAUCAUUGAAUACUACUACAUGUGGAAGACCACAGACAGAUACGUGCAGCAGAAACGCCUGAAGGCCGCGGAGGCAGAGAGCAAACUGAAGCAGGUGUACAUCCCCAACUACAACAAGCCAAACCCCAACCAGAUCAGUGUGAACACCCUCAAGGCUGGCGUGGUGAACGGUGCAGGGGCUCCAGGCCAGAGCCCAGGAGCUGGCCGCGCCUGCGAGAGCUGUUACACCACCCAGUCUUACCAGUGGUAUUCUUGGGGUCCCCCUAACAUGCAGUGUCGUCUCUGCGCAUCUUGUUGGACGUAUUGGAAGAAAUACGGUGGCUUGAAAAUGCCAACCCGGCUUGAUGGAGAGAGGCCGGGACCCAACCGCAGUAACAUGAGCCCCCACGGUGUCCCAGUGCGGAGCAGCGGGAGCCCCAAGUUUGCCAUGAAGACACGCCAGGCCUUCUACCUGCACACCACCAAGCUGACUCGUAUUGCCCGGCGCCUGUGUCGUGAGAUCCUGCGCCCCUGGCACGCUGCACGGCACCCCUACCUGCCUGUCAACAGUGCUGCCAUCAAGGCAGAGUGCACAGCGCGGCUGCCCGAGGCCUCCCAGAGCCCACUGGUGCUGAAGCAAGCCGUGCGGAAGCCACUGGAAGCUGUGCUGCGGUACCUGGAGGCCCACCCCCGCCCCCCCAAGCCCGACCCCGUGAAGACCACGUCUGGUGUGCUGGGUGGCUUGACCCCUGCCAAGGCCACUCCAGUCAUCAACAACGGCUCGCCCACCAUCUUGGGCAAGAGGACGUACGAGCAGCACAACGGUGUAGAUGGCACCCUGAAGAAGCGCCUGUUGAUGCCCAGUAGGGGUUUGGCGAACCACGGGCAGACCAGGCACAUGGGACCAAGCCGGAAUCUCCUGCUCAAUGGGAAGUCGUACCCCACCAAAGUGCGCCUGAUCCGUGGGGGCUCCCUGCCCCCUGUCAAGCGAAGGCGCAUGAACUGGAUUGACGCCCCUGAUGAUGUCUUCUAUAUGGCCACGGAGGAAACCAGGAAAGUCCGUAAGCUGCUCUCAUCCUCUGAGACCAAGCGUGCUGCCCGCCGGCCCUACAAGCCCAUCGCCCUGCGCCAGAGCCAGGCCCUGCCACCCCGGCCGCCCGCACCCCCUCCAGUCAAUGACGAGCCCAUUGUCAUCGAGGACUAGCUAGCUGGACACCAGGCUGAGACUGGCCUGACUGCGCCUCCGGCCGUGCCCCCCACCAGAGACCUGCCCCUCGGAUGCCUGCCCGCCCCCACCCCCGGGGCAGGCUGCUGGCCGCCGCCGCUGCCGCCACCGCCGAGAGGCCCUUAGCUUUGUGUUUACCUUCUGGCUGCGCGGAGCCUGGGCCGCCGGUCCCCCGGGCCUCGGCCGGCCAGUUCUGUUGUGUUCUGUUGAAGGUGCCAUUUUAAAUUUUAUUUUUAUUACUUUUUUUGUAGAUGAACUUCAGCUCUGUACCGUACACCUGGAAUGUUAAGAUGGGCAUGGCCAGCGGCCGGCCGAGCUGCCCGGUGGGCUUGGCCCCUUGUCUUUUCAAGUAAUUUUCAUAUUAAAAAAAAAAAACUCAUAAAAAGGGAAAAGCCA
Erinaceus europaeus (western European hedgehog) is the source of this 2771-nucleotide messenger RNA. It is a transcript of the gene MTA1, whose product is annotated as metastasis associated 1. The coding region runs from base 213 to 2354 and encodes 713 amino acids. NCBI's taxonomy places the organism in Eukaryota, Metazoa, Chordata, Mammalia, Eulipotyphla, Erinaceidae. Gene Ontology annotation, cellular component: NuRD complex; nucleoplasm. The transcript has 21 exons. The record is from RefSeq and is a predicted model, not a curated record. Gene Ontology annotation, molecular function: chromatin binding; transcription coactivator activity; sequence-specific DNA binding. Gene Ontology annotation, biological process: response to ionizing radiation; double-strand break repair; negative regulation of transcription by RNA polymerase II.